Molecule: messenger RNA, 2304 nt
Organism: Conger conger (European conger)
Lineage: Eukaryota; Metazoa; Chordata; Actinopteri; Anguilliformes; Congridae
Exons: 7
Coding region: 932-1987 (351 amino acids)
Biological process (GO): response to bacterium
Source: RefSeq, a predicted model, not a curated record
AGAUUCUACAGGUCUCACCUCAACGGGGAGUUUGUUCCACCACCGUGGAGCCAGAACAGACAGUAGUCGUGAGUCAGUCUGAGCCUUAGCACUACAAGAAGACCUCAGGUGGUAAGCUCACCUCUUUUGUGAGAACUUGGAGGCAGUGAGAGCAAGAGCGAGAGGAAGAGGAAGAGGAAGAAGAAAGGGUAGAUGUUGAGGAAGAGGAAGAGGAAAAGAGAGACAGAGGAGGACAAGAACAAGAACAAAGAAGGGGACCAGGCAAUAGACGGAGACAUAUUUCUGAGGAGAUUGGGGCCACUUUGGUGGACCAUGUCAUAAAUCAUGUCCUGAUGAUGAGAGAGCCUGGGCAGAGAGUCCAGCCCAACCUGAGCCACUAGCAUCCAUAAUACAGACAUUUAGACUGGAGAACAGAACUGCCAGACGACCUCCUGGUCCCCCCAUUCAGGGGGUGGGUUGUCUGCGGGGGCACCUGCCUUGCCUGCAGCUUGUAGCUUCGUAGCAAAAUGCCAUUUGGAACAAGGACUGUUCGGUUUUGAUUGCAAACUUUCAUUUUGACAUAGAAGUGAGAUGUUCAUCUCCAAGUGUUGUGUUUUAUUUGGCUUAUGUGUACAGUUUCGACGCAAUGACCCAACUUCCGCAACAAGUGUGUAAGAAAUUGCAAAAAACUGUAAUAGCCCACGUAAUGAAAAUGAGAAUAAUUGCAGGUUUAUUUUUACUUCAGUGAGUGCUGAUUUCCGGAGCCUUAUCACCCAACAAUCUGCCUGAUUGAACAGCCAAUCAAAUCUGCCCCUGACAUGUGACCUCCUAUUGUUCAGUGAAUCACUGAAAGUUAUCACCUGAAGACCUCCUUCUCUGUGCAGUUUGAGUUUUAUAGUGCAGGGUCUCGAGGAGAGACGUGUUUAAAAGAGAGAAGAGUUCAAAUGCAGUGAUGGCACCAUUCUAUGCUAUUCUCGUGUUUUUCGGCGAAGUGUAUGGAGAACACAUCAUGAAGAAGGAUGUAGAUCAGCCAAAUGCACUGGUGACAGUUCAGCAUGGAGACAGUGUGACUCUACGAUGUUUCCACUCUCAGGAAUUUAUCAGCGGUGUCAGCUGGUUUAAGCAACGCCUUGGACAGAAGCCUCAGAUUGUAGCCAUAUCAUUGAACCCUCAAUCAAAGGCUAUAUUUUUGAGUGAGUUUGUAAACAUCACACGUUUCAGUGCUCACACAACAGAGGGGAUCUUUAACCUGGUUAUCUCACAAGUAGAGCCAUCUGAUUCAGCAACAUACUACUGUGCUAUUACACAGUACAAUGAUGUCACCUUUGGAAAUGGAACUACUUUAUUGUUGACAGGGCCAGAGUCCCAGAGCAGGACAGUAGUACUCCAGCAGCCCGAGUCAGUGCAGCCAGGAGACUCUGAGACUCUGCAGUGUACAGUGCACUCUGAGACCUGUGCAGGAGAAUACAGUGUGUACUGGUUCAGACAGGCCUCAGGAGAGUCCCCUCCAGGAAUCAUUCACACCCAUGGACACAGGAGUGAUGAGUGCCAGAGGAGCUCUGGGACUGUGUCUCCCACACAGAGCUGUGUCUACAACUUCCCCAAGAGGAACCUCAGCCUCUCUGAUGCUGGGACUUACUACUGUGCUGUGGCCACCUGUGGGGAGAUCCUGUUUGGGAACGGGACCAAACUGGAUGUUGAGGAGGGAAAGGUCCCUUUCUUUAUUGUCAUCAUCGCUUCUGUGGUGUUGGCAUUGAGCCUGAUUGUGAAUGUCGUUCUUCUCUGCACUCGGAGGAAGAGAGAAGUUUGCGAGCACUGUACAGGUAACCCUCUGCCUAAAAGCCAGCAUGACACCACCCACGAUUCAAGAGAACAGUGCCCUAGUGAAGACGUCCUGAACUAUGCUGCUCUGAGCUUCUCUAAUAAGAAUGCAAAAUCCAGGCCCAAGAGGAGAGACCCGAGGCAAGAGCCCAUCUAUUCUGGUGUGAGGAAUCACGACUGGAGCUGAAGGCUUUUCCGGAAGCAUCAACAAGCCUGGAAGAAACAUUUUUAUAACUGGAGUGAAUGCAUAUUGGAGUCUGGCAGCAGCAUCCUUGUAUGUCACUGUUGUAUCUGAAAGGCUUUUUUUUUCAUUCACGUAUGCUGAAUAUUUACUGAUGCAAAUUAAGUUGUGUGUUUUAUAUUCUACAUACAUGCAGGAAAAGUUAUAUUUGUAAGUCGUAUUUGCAUUUUUGUGACUAAACUUAUUUUGCUUUAGGAUGUAAGUACUCAUUUAGCAAUGCUUUCUAAUUUAAAACAUGGCAUGGAAUACAGCAACUUUGAAUG